Messenger RNA from Astyanax mexicanus (Mexican tetra), 1159 nucleotides. Its product is annotated as GTPase IMAP family member 9-like. The record is from RefSeq and is a predicted model, not a curated record. The transcript has 2 exons. Lineage: Eukaryota; Metazoa; Chordata; Actinopteri; Characiformes; Acestrorhamphidae. Bases 1 to 636 code for a protein of 211 amino acids. Gene Ontology annotation, molecular function: GTP binding.
AUGGCCUCCUGUGAAGAUUCUGAGAUGAGGAUCGUGAUGUUGGGAAAGACUGGAUCAGGAAAGAGCGCAACAGCAAACACCAUCUUUAAUGAAAAGAAAUUUGAUGUGAACUCUACCUUUCAGCAUAUAACCAAGGAAAGUAGGAGAGGUUACAAGCUUGUUAAUGGAAGAAUGGUCUGGGUGAUUGAUACUCCGGGACUGUUCGAUGGAAAAACCCCUAAAUAUGAACUGAAAGCUCAGAUUGAAGAAGCCAUUGAUCUGGCUCAUCCUGGAGUUCAUGUGUUUCUGCUGGUGAUGAGGCUGGAUGUGAGAUUCACAGAGGAGGAGAAGAACACUGUGAAGUGGAUUGUGGAGAACUUUGGAGAGGAGAUCCAAAAACACACCAUUGUGUUGUUCACUCAUGGAAACGUGUUAAAGGAGAAAACUAUAGAAGAAUACCUGGGUUCAAACACAGAGCUGAAAGGUGUAGUGGACAGUAUGGCUGGUUAUCAUGUGUUUGAGAAUGAAAAUGAGGAUGAUGAAACUGAAGUCACAGAGCUGCUGAAGAAGAUUGAUGAGGUAAUAGAUAAAAAUACAAAUCUGACUUACACCAGGAAAAUGUACAAUAAGAGUCAAAGAGUGUGUAUUAUAGCUUAGUUUUGGGAGAUUGAUACACGCCCUCACUCCUCCCACUUCCUUCCCUUUAUAAACCGUCACUUCCUCUCUACCUGCUCGUUGAACAACCUCGCACCCACCUCCUCCCCAUCUUCCUCCUUCUUUAAUUUUAUUAUUUUUUCUCAUGUUUCUCUUCGUGUGAGGGGGGGCUUCGGCUUCACGCUUUACAGCGAAGCUGCCCCGAACUCCACCGCAAAUACUCUGUGGGUCAAUACUAGCAAAAUGGGAAAUGGUGGAAUAUUUGGAAUUGUAGCAGCAGCAAUAAGAUUAGCAGAAAAAGAAUAACAUGGUCAUGGAGGAGCUUGGGAUAAUGGGGCAGAUAAAAUAAUAAAAAAGAAAAAGAGGAAAUUAAAUAAACUCUGAAUUCAGAGUGAUCAGAGUAAAGUGUAUUACAGCACUUCAGGGAUUUACAUAUAAAAUACAGUUUUCUUGUACAUUUACUGUACAUUACAUACAUGGUGUACAUAGAUAAUUAAAUGGAAUAUGUGUAACAUUUACUAUAAAG